This is a messenger RNA of Drosophila kikkawai, 5723 nucleotides long. The record is from RefSeq and is a predicted model, not a curated record. NCBI's taxonomy places the organism in Eukaryota, Metazoa, Arthropoda, Insecta, Diptera, Drosophilidae.
AAAGCUCAUAAUCACUUUUAAAAAUAUAUAACAUACUAAAUUAUUUAAAAAUGUAUCUGUCGGGAGCAGCCGCAGCAAUCAACUUAAUAUCAAUUUAAAAUCAUUUAUUGUUUGCCAUUUGGUCAGCAUCUCUGACAACAACAAUGUAAACAAAAGCUCCCAAUUAUCUAUUUUGCAAAAGAUAAGCCGAGAUAAGCGACUGCGCUCGCUGUUCUCUCGGACCUACGCACUCUCAACAUUAACAUUCGCUUUUGAUCGCUGGUACAGAGCAGCUCGUUCGCUCUCGCUACCACAAUAAACACAUUGAAAAUCGAACCACAUUCUCGGCUUUCCUUUUAACACCGUUCUGACACACGCAUAAUUCUCUCUCGUCAAUCAUUCGCAAAAAAGGUGGCAUAAAUUAAUGCCUCCUCUGAACAUUUGGUGACCCCGACGUGAUCGUGAACGUGUGUUAAAGUUAAGCAAUUAUUAAAUAUCGUUUUAAUAAUUCUACGCGCCCUUUGCAUGUGUCGCUGCAGGGCCAUACACACACAAACUCUUUUCGCAUCGCUUCGCCCGGUAUUCGUACAUACCGUCAUACAUACAUACAUACAUUGUACAGUUAGAAUCGGCUGCUGUACAGUUUGAAUUUUUCUGCAUUACGGAAGGUGUUACGCAACUUCGCUCGCCAGGCAGAGGUCGCUGCCCGUUGUUUUCGGCUCCUUCAUUACCCUCAAAUUCGUUCUUUGGUUUUCGCUGGCCCAAGUGCAGGUGCAGCGGAAAUUUCGUGUGGUGGCUUUCGUAUACCCUACAAGCGGCAAAUAAAAAUUAAAAAUGCCAGCCAAGCAUACGAAAAAACCUGAGCUCGCGCCUCACGCACCAAACGGCGAGGAGUUUUACCGGGCUAAGGCAGAUUCUAUGGUACGCCAGCUGGCGGCCCUAAAUUCUUUUUUGACAGAGGAGCAGUUGGCCAAGUUCGACGAAAGCGAGUUGCAGGUGCGGUUGGACCUAAUCGAGCGCAUGUACUCUGACUUCGACAGCUCUCGACUUAACCUCGAACAACUUGUGCUUGAGGAGUUGGAGUCAGAUGCGCGCUUAACCUUUACCACGGCAUAUUGUGAGACGAAAGGAAAAAUCUGCCGCCAUCUCAACAGCGAGAAGAGAAAGUCAUUGGCAAAUUCAACUGAGUUGCAUGGCAUCAUCGGUGGACACGCAGCCGCCUUCAAGUGCAAUUCGCGGCCCACCAGGCUACCGGAAUUUCAGCUUCCGCGAUUUGGCGGAGCAUACAUCGAUUGGCCGGAUUUCUACGCCAUGUUCAACACUGUGGUGGGAAAGAACGAAGAUCUAACAAAAGUGGAAAAGUUUCAGCAUCUUCGCGCAUGUUUAGACGGCAUUGCACUGGACGCAAUUCGCUCGCUGGAGCCCACGGAAAAUAAUUACGACAGGGCUUUGGAAUUGUUAACGUCGAGAUUCGAUAAUAAAUUAUUGCACUUUCAGGCACAUGUUCGGUCUUUAUUCAAGCUACCCGGAGUGGAGAAGGGCUCCGCAAGUAGUCUGCGGCAGUUAAGCGACAAGGCAAAUUCUCAUUUGCGCGCCCUGGCUACUAUGGCCUCUACACAGGAAAUAUAUGACGGCCUCUUAAUUCAUCUCAUCGCUUCAAAACUGGACGUUCAGACCCAGGAGAGGUGGGAAGAAGGAUUACCUUCCAAGGAGCUGCCAAGUUGGGAUAAAUUCUCAUCGUUCUUGGACCUUAGAUGCCGCAUGAUGGAAAAUUUGGAAUACGCUAUGGUAAACCAAGCACCUAGCAAGCAGGUUGGAAAAGUAGCCAACAGAUUCUGUCGUAGCACCCUCAUUGCUUCAUCAUCAGCUAUGCCAUCAUGUACCUUGUGCGAGUCUAGGGAACAUUAUCUGACAAAAUGCCCACAGUUCUUAGGAUUGAACCCCAAUCAGCGGUAUAGAGAGUCCAAAAGGCUACAUCUUUGUCUCAAUUGCCUACGAAAGGGACACAGCCUACAGCAAUGCAAGUCUGGCAACUGUAGACACUGCCACCAGAGGCAUCAUAGUCUUCUUCAUUUGGAAACAAAUCCCGUUCCAACCCUGGCCCAGCCUGUUCCAGAAAUACUUCCGCAAGGAUCAUCUCACGUCUCUGUAGCCUUGUCCAAAACGCCGCCGUUAGCUUCAUUGUCGCCUAGAACCGAAUACGUCUUGCUUGCCACCGCCAUAGUCUACGUGAAAAAUCGCUCUGGCGUGUUCGUGCCAUGCAGGGCCUUGCUCGAUUCGGCUUCGCAAAUCAAUUUCGUCACAUCUCGUUUCGCCAAUCAGCUUCAGCUCAAAAUCCAUCGUUCAGUCAUCUCCAUAUCAGGAAUCGGUGAAUCCUCGCUCGCUUCGGAUAAAUCGGUUCAUAUUUUCGCUCAGUCGAGCAACGCAAAGUAUAGCACUUCGCUCUCUGCUGCUGUCACCCAAUCAAUCACCGAUUACCACCCGCAUUUCGAUCUCAACGCGUCUGAAUGGAAAAUACCGGAAAAUCUCGAGCUCGCCGACCCGCUCUUCUACAAAAGUCAACGCAUCGACUUGCUUAUUGGAGCAAGCAUAUUCUUCGAUUUACUUUGUAUUGGACAAAUUCGAUUAGGCAGCAACUUACCCACUCUGCAGAAAACCAGACUUGGCUGGAUCGUCUCAGGGGGUCUAUCGGUAGGAUCUUCCAUUCGCUCAUCGUUAGUUUCUUUAUCUCAAGAGCCCAGCACUCAGUCGGAGUCGGAAUCGAUCUCUGAGAUACUAAAGAGAUUUUGGGAAAUAGACAACUGCACAGAUUCCACAAAAACCAUUUCGAAAGAAGAAGCUCUAUGCGAGCAGCUAUUUCAGCAGGAAUACACUCGGCUUGAAUCUGGCCAAUAUUCGGUACUACUUCCUGCCAAAACUAGUUUCGAUGCUCUAGGAGAUUCGUAUGAUCGUGCACUUAUUCGUUUUAAAUCACUCGAGACCAAAUUAGCUAGAAAUUUAGAGCUAAAGUUGCAGUAUAAAGCCUUUAUAGAGGAGUACCUGAACCUUGGUCACAUGUCUCUAACAACUAAAAAUGCUGCGCCUCAUCAGUAUUACCUACCUCACCACUGCGUCCAAAAAUUGGAAAGUACAACAACAAAACUGCGAGUUGUUUUCGACGGCUCGGCGAAGUCCACUUCGGGAUAUUCGUUGAACGAUUUGUUGUACGCUGGUCCUUCUAUUCAACCAAAAAUCUUCACUACCCUGCUUCGUUUUCGAUUUUUCAAGGUUGCCUUGUGUGGAGAUAUUUGCAAAAUGUAUCGCUGCGUUCGGGUUACGCAUCCCCAUCAGUUUCUGCAAUGUAUUCUAUGGCGCGAUCGGCCAGAAGACGAGAUUCAAGUUUACUCGCUUGACACCGUAACGUAUGGCACGAAGCCUGCUGCCUUUUUGGCAAUUCGUGCAAUGCAGCAGCUAUCCUACGAUGAAGAAGCGGAAUUUCCAGUAGCAGCUAAAAUCAUACGCACAAACUUCUACGUGGAUGAUCUAAUCGCAGGAGGAGACACCAUUGAGGAGGUAGUUGAAAUUCGUCAACAAAUCAAGGCGCUCCUGGAAAAAGGACACUUUCCAAUUCGCAAAUGGUGUUCUAACGAACCUGCUGCGCUAGAAGGAGUGGAUGACUCGGAUCGGGAGAAAGCUUUAAAGUUCCACGACGGAACCGACGUUACAAAGGCGUUAGGGUUAUCUUGGGACACGCUAUCGGAUAGCUUACUUUUCAGCUUCUCAAACGAAUGGACAGAGAGGCCCUCAACCAAGCGCAGCAUCCUGUCUGCUAUCGCUAAGUUUUACGAUCCCCUUGGACUAAUAGCCCCAAUCAUAACCAAGCUUAAAAUUUUCAUGCAGAUCUUAUGGAAGGAUAAGCUCGACUGGGAUGAAUCCCUGCCGCAAUCUUUGCAUUCCGCUUGGUUGGAGCACAUGUCGCAGAUCGCCACAGUUGCUUGUUUGAGGUUUCCACGCUUUGUUCUGCAGCAUAACUCAUCGUGCGAAAUACAUGGAUUUUGCGAUGCAAGCAUGGCAGCUUACGGAGCUUGCAUCUAUGUUCGAUCAGAGAACCAAGGUAUCGUUUCGUCGAACCUACUUUGCUCGAAAUCAAGAGUCGCACCCUUGAAGACCCUCACGAUUCCGAAGCUAGAGUUAUCUGCAGCUCUUUUACUCUCUGAGCUUGUCUCUCAAGUGGCACAAAUCGCACCUCGAUCUUGCACCUUUCACUGUUGGUCAGAUUCGACAAUAGUCUUGGCUUGGAUCCGACAACCUCCAUCAGAUUUUAACAUUUUCGUUUCGAACAGGAUUUCGCAGAUACAGGAAAGAACUAAGGGAAUGACUUGGAGGCACGUACCGUCACGGCAGAACCCGGCGGACAUCUUAUCUCGUGGAUGUACCCCUAUUGAGCUGAUGGAAUCAAAACUUUGGAGUGAAGGACCGCAGUUCGUACUCACUGAUUCUUCUACAUGGCCCGAUGACUCGCCCCCUGUCAAGGAACUUCCUGAGCGUCGACGCAGCGCAUUGGUGCUGUCGCAGGAAAUGGACAUCUCACACAGUUGCAAGUUUGGAAACUCGUUUUGGAGAAUGCAGAGAGUCUUCGGAUAUAUAUAUCGGUUCCUUCAAAGGGUCAGCAAGGAUCGAGUACGGCAUAAAGGAGAGCUUACAGUCGAGGAAAUCAAAGGUGGGACUCAUCUACUUAUUAAAGGAAUUCAGCGCGUGCACUUUGCCGAGGAUCACAAAGCAUUAACCUUGAAGAUGAAGCUGUCGCCGAGAAGUAAACUUCUGUCCUUAAACCCAUUUAUAGAUGCAGGAGGUCUAAUGCGCGUCGGCGGACGCCUUCAAAAUUCGCAGCUGGAUUUCGAUGCCAAGCACCCUAUGAUUCUUCCCAAGUCUCAUCAUAUAACCUCAGCUAUCAUUGAUCAUUUUCAUCGCAAGUUCCUUCAUGCAGGAGCGCAGAGCUUGUUAGCCGCUUUACGACAGAGAUUCUGGCCCAUUGGAGGGCGAAAAACGGUUUCUGCUGUCAUCAACAAGUGCAUUCAAUGUUUCAGAUUAAAGCCCAAGCUAGUAGAACACAUCAUGGCGCCGCUCCCGGAGGACCGAGUGCAGCCGAAUCGCCCAUUCGUCAUCUCUGGAGUGGACUUUUGUGGCCCCUUUUAUUCGAAGUCAGAGGUCAGAAACAGGCCCCCUACGAAGUGCUACAUAGCCAUAUUCGUUUGCUUCGUCAGCAAGGCCACACACUUGGAAGUCGUCGAAGACCUUUCAACGCAAUCGUUCAUAGCAGCCCUGAAGCGAUUUAUAAGUCUGAGGGGAAAACCUCAAACUAUUUGGUCAGACAACGCAACGAACUUCGUGGGAGCCAAAAACGAGCUAAUUGAGCUUCGGCAGCUGUUUCUGAGCGAUCCUCAAAACAUGGAGCUAUGGAAUUCCCUUACGUCGAUGGAGAUCCGCUGGAAUUUCAUCCCACCUCGUUCUCCGCACUUCGGUGGCCUGUGGGAAGCCGCGGUCAAAUCCGCAAAAUAUCACCUCAAAACCCAGAUGACAUUAGUGUUCUUACUCCUGCACACUUUCUCAUUGGAUCUACAUUCACUGCAAUGGAUGAGCCUGAUGUCACCCAUCUGAACAUCGAUCGCUUGAGCCGGUGGCAGCGCGUAUGCCAAAUGCAGCAAACCUUCUGGCGCAAAUGGAGCGCCGACUACCUUUCGCUGCUGCAGGAGCGGACUAAAUGG